UAGUCUAACUAGGCAGCGACUGGGACAGGCCGGGGACUCCUGUGGGUCCUGUGGACAACAUUUGGCGCAUGUUGGACACUUUGCUUGACCUUAGCCAGCACCUAUCCUCAGCUCUUUUGGUAGCAAGGAAACAGGUCCAGCAGCCAGCUCUUAGAAUGUUGUGGAUAGAUCUGUUGAGACAAAGGACUGUCCAGCCUGAAAUCAUAAAUGAACUCUGAGUCUGAAAUCCUGCAUAUAAUUUACUCCUGGAAGAUUAAUUCUCCCUGACUGUCUUUAAGAGGAAGAGCUCUGUGGUCACUGAGUCUGAGUGAGGCAGCCUCUGUGGGGUCACUGCAAAUGCCUGCAGCAAGAACACGAACCUGUGUGCUGUGGAUCACCAAUGGAGUGGGCCCGGUUCCCAGGCCUGUCACUGCCUGUUGUGAGCGGCCUUGUCCAUUCGCCUCAGUAUGUGCACGCAAAGGCUCUGAUGUAAGGCACUGGUGGACCAGAGAGGGCCCAGGAAUGUGAGUCACAGGACCAGCUUUUUUCCAAUUCUACUUUCUUCUGAAUCAACUGGGACUUUGGGUCGUCAUUGUGAAGUCCAUCAGAUGACUGGCAACUACAUGUGGGAUCCCAGCACCAAUAAGUCAUUUGAUAUCGGCGUUAACAGAGAUAGCUUGAUGCCACUGUGGUGGAAUGGAUCAGAGCCUCUGUGGGUCACUCUGACCAAGGCCAAAAGAAAGGUCCACAUGUAUUAUUGGCCAGGCUGUGAGGUUGAGAUUCUUGGUGUCAGACCUACUUAUUGCCUAGAAUAUAAAAAUGUCCCAACGGAUAUCAAUUUUGCCAAUGCAGUCAGCGACGCUCUUGACUCAUUCAAGAGUGGCCGGGCUGACCUUGUGGCCAUAUACCAUGAGCGCAUCGAUGUGGAGGGCCACCAUUAUGGCCCUUCCUCGCCCCAGAGAAAAGACGCCCUCAGAGCUGUGGACACUGUCCUGAAGUACAUGACACAGUGGAUCCAGGAACGCGGCCUGCAGGACCGCCUGAACGUGCUCAUUUUCUCAGAUCAUGGAAUGACGGACAUUUUCUGGAUGGACAAAGUGAUCGAGCUGAACAAGUACAUCAGCUUGAAAGACCUGCAGCAAGUGAAAGACAGAGGGCCUGUCGUGAGCCUGUGGCCAGCCCCGGGGAAACACUCUGAGAUUUAUAACAAACUGAGCAGAGUGCAACACAUGACUGUCUAUGAGAAAGAAGCCAUACCGAGCAGGUUCUAUUACAAGAAAGGGAAAUUUGUCUCUCCCUUGACUUUGGUGGCAGAUGAAGGCUGGUUCAUCACAGAGAGUCGCGAGAUGCUACCAUUUUGGAUGAAUAGUACUGGCAAGAGAGAAGGCUGGCAGCGUGGAUGGCAUGGAUAUGACAACGAGCUCAUGGAUAUGAGGGGCAUCUUCCUGGCCUUUGGACCUGAUUUCAAACCCAACUUCAGAGCGGCUCCGAUUAGAUCUGUGGAUGUCUACAACAUCAUGUGCAACGUGGCAGGCAUCACCCCACUACCCAACAACGGGUCCUGGUCCCGGGUGGUGUGCAUGCUGAGGAGCCAGGCCAGUUUGGCCGCCUCUGCACAGAGGCCCAGCUAUGCACUGGCCUUGAUUUUCCUCUUACUGUUUGCAUAGUUGAUCACGUGUAUUGCUUGUCCCAAAACAUUGUCAACCAAGUGUGCCUCCAAAGUGGAAUGAUUUUCAUUUUCUAUGUGAAUAAUAGCUUCAUUAACACAGUCAGGGCCAUAUAAUCCAUACACAUAUUAUUUUUGGAUGAUUCUGUGCCUAAAACUCCCUCGUUUUUGAAAGCACCCAAACUUUAUUUUUCCUGAAAAUAGGAAAAUCUUAGCCUGUCAUUCUUUUAGCUCUCUGUGUUACUCUCCUUUCUCUUUAGAUAGUUGCUCCAGAUUAGCUAGCUAAUCUGCCCCACAGGAACCACACCUCAAGGGGAUAUUCUGUGGUCAUCCCUCCCUGUCUGACUGUAGCCAAAGGAAGCCCUCAGACCAGGCCCUUGUCUUCCCUGUCCACACUCAAGAGCCAUCUCUAGCGGUUUGUGGCCACAAUCUUCUACUGUUGCUUCCAUUCUAAAUGAACAGUCUACAGGAAAGCAAUAGCUUCUGUUGGUUUUUAAUCCUGCCCCUGGAGUUUUUGCAUCUUAUACAAAUUGCCAGAAAGAACAUAACCUAAGUCGGGAUCACCAAUCAACCAAUUAAAAAAUCACUGAGGACAGAAGAACUCAUAAAACAAAGUAAAAGACAUCAAUCCCCCCUGACUUGUGAGUACACAAUAAUUUCUCUCUUGCCUUGAAAGCAGAAAAGCUAAGAAUAGAUAUAGACUUCUGUGAGAUUUAUUGCCAGCAUAUCAUUAUAUGAAACCUACAAACAAUAAGCCUUGAACAUUAAUGAAGUGACAGUCAGAGUGCCUACCUGGCUGCCUCUAUUGUGUGGUGGUUUCCUUAGACAUUGGCACUCUGUUUCCAAAUUUGGAGAGUCACCACAGUAACACCUGGCAUGUCAGUACAGGCUGGGGAAGGGAUGGAUAUUGAACCAAUGAGGAUAUGACCAGGGCACAGAAAUACUAGUUCAUUGCUGGACAGACACUAUAUUAAGCAUAAGUGCUAUCGUUCAGUAGUCCUGAAUCAGAGCUUAGCUGACAGAUCUGAAGGCAAUCCUUGAGUGAUAUAGAAUUCCAUAGAAAAUAGUGGGGAAGAUGGAGGAAGGAAUAGAGAGAGAAUGGCAGAACUGAAUCCCAGUCACUGACCAAGUCAUCACAGGAUUAGGAAACAAGUGUCAAAGUGGUGGUCACCGGAAACCUCCAAGAAGAGUCACUGAGCCUGAGCUGAUAUAGUUUUAAUUUACUCUUCUAAGUUGCUAUAGGAGACUUUUUAAGAAAGAUUCUUAAAUGAUCGGACUCUUGUCUAUGUAUGCACAGUCCCUGACUGAUGAUGGUUUAACUCUUGGUUUGAUUUCAUGAAAAUGCAAAAGCAAUGCCUACUCAGUUGAAAUCUUCUUUUCAAUUUUAAACUUGUGAUAAGCUAGAUGCAUGCAGUCUGUCACUUGUCUCUGUGUCUCAGAAAGCCACACAAUCAUGGAGAGACAACUAAUAUAGUGUCCUGUGUAGCUAUGUGAUCAGGUUUAAUAGGUUUGGUGUAUUAAGUGCAUUUUCCACUUAUAUGAUGAUGAUGUCUUCAACUUACAAGGUUUUUGUUUUUUGGUUUUUUUUUAUCGGUACUGGGGAUUGAACUCACGACCGCCUGCUUGCAAGGCUGGUGCUUAUGCCACUGAGCUAAAUCCCCAGCCCCUACUAGGGAGUUUAUUGAAACUACAUACCCUCAUCAUAAGUCAUGGAGCAUUUGUAUAUAUAUAUGAAUUCUAUUAUUAUAUUCAAAAUGUGCCUAACUAGAUGAAGCCCAUCUGCAUGUGAGACUUUGUCAGGAUGAGACAGCACAUGAGAUCUUAGGAGAUCAAUACAUGAGGAAAAGGAACCCUUACAUCAACAUGCACCUUAACUCAGACAGGCUGAGAGCCAUCUACAAGCCGUGAAUCGUGAGACCAAAGGAUCACUUCUUAAAAAUAUUGACUUCAUCUUCACAAAAGAUUUCUAAGGGUUUAUGUAAUAUAUUUUUGAAGCUCCAGUAAACAUUGAAUCAAUUGAAAAGGAGGCAAAUCAGUCUUUGUUGUGUGGUUGAAAGCAAAUUAGUACUUUCAGAACACUGGCACUGGUUUUUGAAACAGACGUCUAUUGUUCAAAGUUUUCUUUCCCCUUAAUGGAUGUGUUUUGUUGAAUUAAGUGGAGCCCACUUCCUCCUUCUUGAAGGAAGGAACUCUAAGACGUCCCUAAGCAAUUAAGUUAAAAGUGAAUCAUCAAAAUCAAGAGGGGAUAAACACAUACAUGGUCAAGUUAUGUAACAAAAUUCUAGAUAUUUGGUUGAAAAAAUAUAGUUUCUUAGUAAGUACUGUUAAAUAAGUGAAUGAGAAUAAGACUGCAGUGAAAAAUCAGACUCUGAAUGGAAAAAAAAUCUUUUUGUCUAAAAUAAUGCAUGUAUUUCAGUGGCUUAAUUGAUCAAAAUUUGUUGUCUUUUAGUUUUGUUUUAAAUUUGCAUUAUUUCCCUAGGUAAAUUCCAUUUUGCCUAAAUGUGUUAUGUUCUACAGGAGUAAAAUGUACCAGGAAUAUAUAUUAGGCUCCUUUCUUCUGGAUUAUUUUACAACAUCACUGCUAAUUCCAAGAGGAAGAUAAUUAGGUGGACUUACCAAUAAGAAAUAAAAAGAAUGAUCCUUAAGUAAAAGAUGAAUUGAAGAUCUACUUUCCCUGCCCAUGAGCCUAAUUUCCAGAAUCCAAUUCAAAUAAAUUCUGUAAACUAGAACAUGUUAAGGACAUUUUUUCUAACCCGGAAGGGUCCCGCAUUUUUAACAUCUAACUCUCUUUACUUUUAAAGUGAUCUGAGAAAUCCACAUCAGAUCUUAAUUCAGUUAUAGAUAGUACUUUGCAAGUUUUCUGGGCGUUUAAGCAUUGUCUGACUCACUUUCAGAGAUGCCAACUCACAGGAUCUGUGAUAGGGCCUCACACAGCGUCUUUAUGUCACAUUGAUCUAAGCUUUAGGUUUGCUUUAGGGAGAGGUAUGUUCUGACUUGAUUUGGGGAAUCUAAGUCCCCUGGGAGCUAUUUCUUAAUCAGUCAGCAUCUCUGGGGGCCACUAGGCUGACACUGGCUGUUAACCCCACUGGGUGAGGCUUCCAGCCUUCAAAAACAAAGCAGAUCCGUAAGUCCCACUGGGUGGAGGGAGCUCAUCUCACCCACCCCUCAUGGCUCUAAGAUUCUCGAAGGUACUAUCAGACAAACGAAGACAUUUGUUCAAGACACAGAGCUAUUUUGAACUUUCUAAUGAAAUGUGAAAAUUUGUGUAAAUAGCAAGAGAUUUGCAAAAGUGAUUGUGUGUUUUAUCUUUUUAAGCCAUUUGCAAUAGACCAAAGUCAGCUACUGUAAACCACUUGCUAGAAGAAAAAGAGAAGGUAGCUUUGACAGAUUGAUUAUAAAACAUUGGUCUCAGGUAUAUAUGGAAAUACAUGUUGCGUUGAAAUUAUAAAAUAGCACCUAAUACAGUGCCUUAAGUGUUUAAUAAAUGUCCCAUAAAUAUGUGUUGAAAGAAAUAAAGAAUAAAAAUCAUUAGAGCGAUUUGCUUAAACUUCA
Messenger RNA from Cavia porcellus (domestic guinea pig), 5197 nucleotides. RefSeq names its product ectonucleotide pyrophosphatase/phosphodiesterase 6 (gene Enpp6). Lineage: Eukaryota; Metazoa; Chordata; Mammalia; Rodentia; Caviidae. Gene Ontology annotation, molecular function: glycerophosphodiester phosphodiesterase activity. The record is from RefSeq and is a predicted model, not a curated record. The transcript is spliced from 8 exons. Gene Ontology annotation, biological process: lipid metabolic process; choline metabolic process. Gene Ontology annotation, cellular component: plasma membrane. The coding region runs from base 588 to 1646 and encodes 352 amino acids.